AGAAGCAUCGGAUCAGAAGCUAUUCGUCAUUUGCAUCGAACGACGCAGUCGCAUUUUUUGUGUGUGUUUUGUUAUGUGAAGACAAUUUUUCGCGUGAUUUUUCUUUUUCGUUCCCUUAAAAGCGGUGUAAUCCAAUUGUGAUAACUGUUCAAGGAAUAAGUACUUAGAAAGGCCUUAAAGUGACGUUAUUUUGUGUGCCUCGACAAAAACGAUCAUCUCGGAGCGAAUGUCGUGAUGGGAUGAUCGGGUUAGAAGAAUGUGGGCCUGCGCCCCCUCGAGCGCCGCCUUCUUCAAAUAGAGCUCGAGAGCGUACGGCCCAAGCGGUAGAUUACUACAACACCCAUCUACAACGAGCACGUGUGAAUGCCGGUCUAUCAGCGCCACGCUCAUCAUACAACGAUCGACAUCAUCAUCACAACGUCAUACCAAAACGUCAGCAUCUAUCGCCCGACCUUUUGUAUCGAAGUAACUCCAGCCUGGAGUUGGUCGAUCAUCACGUGCGACCAUCGAACACCUCUUCGCCGACGCUUAAACGCGAAUACGGCAGUCACGGCUCGAUCGACAUUAUCGAUCGUCCAGCACCGAUUUCGGGGACGAGCGAAUCGUUCUUUGCCAUGCUGCAGGAUUACAGACCGACGGUACUUGGCGCUAAUGGAACCGAUCAACGAUCGCCCGGACCAUCGGAGUAUCUCCGCGGCAAAGUCGACGCCGAAAAUAGUUCAAAUUCGUUAAUAAGUGACGACACACUAAAUUCGCAUCCUCAAAGUCCGAAGUUACGCGUCAAGCUUCCAAAAUUUUGGGGUUCGGGUAGUGUUAGUGGUAGCUCCUUAAAAAGUCAAAGACAGGCGAUGGAUGAUAGUGUCGUUAGUUCGUCUACAAUUAAUUCCAGUAUUUCAUUACCCACAGACUCCGACGAAAUUCAACGGAGACGAGCGUUUGUGCAUUACGACUGUCAAUCGCUCACGACUAAUUUAAGUUAUUCCGUCCGUAUACGUAAGAAUUUAUUAUCGAAACGACGCAACACCACAACCGGCGCGUCUGCUGCGUCUAUGAUCGCUAGGUCGUCAACGCCCGACGGGGAGAAUGGGGAUGAGGAUUCCGGCGAUGGGCACAGCAACGAUUUGGUGGAGAACUGUCCGUUUUUUCGCAACGAAGUCGGUGGCGAGGAGGAACGGGUAGUGAGUUUGACCAGGGUACAAAAUGGACAACAGAAUCCGAACAGAAGACGACCUUUACAUCGACCUCCAUUAGCAUAUGGAGUGGCCGUUUUGGAAUUUCCUAAUGGUGAGACGCACUGGAGGCACUCUACCUGUCCCUACCAAAGACUACCUAGGCCCAUCGAGAGUGUGGACCAAGGCGCUUUGUAUUACCGAAAGUAUUUUUUGGGUCAAGACCAUCAAAACUGGUUUGGCAUGGAUGAACAGUUGGGUCCAGUGGCAUUGUCGAUACGUCGUGAAAAAGUCACUCAUCAAGACAAUCACGCGAAUCCCCUGAUGCAGCAUCAGUAUCGUCUUAUAAUCCGCACAUCCGAACUACUUACGCUACGCGGUGCUAUUCUGGAGGACGCCAUUCCGAACAUAAAGCAAUCGAGUGGCAAAACGAUGAGCGUUAAGGAAGUGCUCGAAUACGUCUCGCCCGAAAUACAAAUUAACUGCUUACGAUUGGGCAAUCAAAGUCAGCAGCAGAUGGAAGAGCAGCUGCUCAAGCUCGAUGAACAGGGUUUAACUAGCAAUUAUAAGGUUGGUGUGAUGUAUUGUAGGGCAGGUCAGUCGUCGGAGGAGGAAAUGUACAAUAAUGAGGACGCGGGACCGGCGUUUCAAGAAUUUUUGGAUACGAUCGGAAAGAAAGUUAGAUUAAAGGGAUUCGAUAAAUAUAAGGCUGGAUUGGAUAACAAAUCCGACUCAACAGGACUAUACUCGAUCUACUCCCAAUAUCAAGACUGCGAGAUUAUGUUUCACGUUUCAACUAUGCUUCCAUUUACACCAAAUAACAGACAACAACUUCUACGAAAAAGACACAUAGGAAACGAUAUAGUUACGAUAGUUUUCCAAGAGCCUGGCGCUCUACCUUUUACUCCAAAAAAUAUUAGAUCUCAGUUUCAGCACGUUUUUAUCGUCGUCCGAGCGAUAAAUCCGUGUACUGAAAACACUCAUUAUACUGUAGCCGUAAGUAGAUCGAAGGACGUUCAAGUUUUCGGCCCCCCGAUUAAGGAUGGCGCAGUUUUUCCCAAAGGAAAGGCGUUCGCCGAUUUCUUACUCGCGAAAGUUGUUAAUGCGGAAAACGCCGCGCAUAGAUCUGAAAAGUUUGUUACGAUGGCGACGCGAACGAGACAGGAGUACCUUAAGGAUUUGGUGUCGAAUUUUUCAAGCACGACGCCUGUCGACACUGGGCAAAAAUUUUGUAAGUUGACAGUUCCGGGAUAUUUCUAUCGUAACUCUUUUAUUUUAGCGAUAUUUAGCAGUAAGAAGAAGGAUAAAAUUCGACCACGGUUUAUACCAGACGCAUGCCAAAGAGGUGCGAUUCUGUGGCAGGUCAUGCUGGACGAUAGCGGUCAAUCGCAGCAGAUUGAGUGUCUUCUUGGUAUUUCAACGGAUACCUUGGCUUUGAUUGAAGAGCAAUCGAGGCAAAUUGUGUUUGUAACUCCAUGCAAGUCGGUGUUGGGUUGGUCGCCACAAACAAGCAGUCUGAGGAUAUAUCACCACCAAGGUGAAUGCAUGACCAUCCACAUGCGCGACGCACAUUACGACAGAGAUGAACUUAUGGAGAUAAUGGAGCGGUUGAAGGCCGUAACACCCGGCGUUUUAGUGCAAGAAUUGUCACUAAAACGUAACAUAAUGGGGCAGCUAGGUUUCCACGUGCAACCCGAUGGUAUAGUCACGCUAGUCGAAAGUGCGGGUCAGGCUUGGCAAGCGGGGCUACGGCAAAAUUCGCGUCUAGUUGAAAUAUGCAAGGUGGCGGUUUCAACGCUAACUUAUGACCAAAUGGUCGAUCUACUUAAGACUUCCAUGCUCGUUACUCUAACUGUGAUACCUCCAAUGUCAGAUGGAUCGCCUCGUAAAGGCUGUGCAUUACAAAAUUGUAAAUAUAACGAAGGUAACUAUGAAAGUGAUUAUGAAAAUGGUAAUACGGAUGAUUCUAAGAAUAGAAAGGCAGCACAAUUGCAACAAGCUGUACCUGGUAAUCAUAAAAAGAUUUAUGAGAGAAGCUUCUCUCCUCCUAGAUCGAGUAGUAGUUCUGGAUAUGGUACUGGUAGCAGUAGCAAAUCUUUUUUAGGGAAUGAUUCGAGAUUUGCGUCUAAUCCUGAGGGAACAAUGACAAGUUCUUCAAGUGGUCAUUCUGAUGACCGUUGGUAUGAAUUUAUACAGGAAAAUCUCGAUUUAGAAAUGGGGAUACCUCCUCCUCUUCCAGUAAAAUCCACCCAAAAUCGCCCCCAUCAAUCAAACAACACAUAUCCCUCAACACCAAAACGUAACAAUAUUCACCAAAUAGCCCAUCUGCAAAUAUCUCAAUCACACAACCACUUCGGCCCUCAAAAUCUUCAGCACACGAAGAUACAAGUAAGCCAUUCUUUACCCUUGCAACACGCGAAUUAUUCAACACCGCUCACAGCCGCUUUGCAUAACAGCACCUACGACUACGAAAUGAACUACAAGAUGGAUAAGAAUAAUUUGUUAAAGCAAGAAAACGACAGGCGAAUGCGUCAAGAGACCGAGUAUGUAGUGACGAGAGCGCCGAAAGUGGCCGAAUACACCACCCUACAGCAAUUAAAUAGUGAUAUGGUUAGGAAUAAUUUAUUAAUGAACGAUGGACAUUCCACUGAUAGCUCUGUAAGUGAUCGACUGUACGGGAUUGGAAGCGAGGAUGAAUUGUCGACGGGGAGCGGAGGUAACGUCUCGCCACGCACAAAGAGAUCUACAAAACUAGCGAAUUUAUCGAAUAAUAACAGCCGCAAUCAAAGUCCUCGCUCGCUAAACGGCGAGGCGAAACUACGUCCCGGGGUUACAUCACGUUCAUCUAAUCGCAACAGCGCCAACUUGGCAACGAGCACCUUUCAGGAGGAAUUGAUAAGGCUCAUAGACCCAGAUAGUAUCGAAGAGUCGCGCGAGCCUAUUAGGUUGAACAAGGAGAAUAAAUCGGAGCCCGAGGUCAUCCUAACGAUGGCAAGGCCUGCUACUGUCAUUUCAAACUCGAGCACAACUUCUAGUCCUCUUCCUGCCGAAUUUAAGAUCGCGAAAGAUGAGCGAUUGUCUCCUCGCGUGACGAGUACGCCGAGCAAGCGGGCAAUUGUUGUGGGUCCAGAGGCGCUACCGUUACCCGGGGAUAUGGAUUGGCCCAGCCUUGUUGAUACCGCGACACGGGUGAUGAUGCAAGUUGCUGAGACCUCAAGUUUGGGAAGCGAUGAUAAAGGAAAGCAUUGGCAAGAUGAUCAGUCGAUGGACGCUUCAAUUAAUUCAGUGAUUAGUUCAAGUGCAAGCGUUCCUGAACUGCAAAAUCACGUAUGCGAACUGGAAACGAGAGUCUCUGAAGAAACGCGGCGACGCUUAUCGCUGGAAGACGAAGUGAGACGUUUAAAAGAUGAAAAUCGCAAGUUACACGACCAAGCACAAGCGGCCGUUAGCCAGCUACGAAAAUUUACAGAAUGGUUUUUUAAAAAUGUACAACGGCAAUAGCGAUCUUCUCUUCAUUUAUCAACAUUACAUAAUCGUGUAUAUACUUUGGAGCACUUCCGUUUUAUAGUAUUAACAAUAUGUAUUUUUAAAAAUGUUAACAAGUAUUUUUAAAUCUAUAGUACAAAGCUGUAUUAUUACAUUAAGUCAUUUCUAAAUUUUUUUGUUUGUUGAUGUUGGUCAGUAUUCUUUUUCAGUUUUGAUGUUUAUUGUUUUUAACAGUUCUAUUUAAAAAGUUACCAAUAUUCUAAAUUUGCUUGCAAUUGAAGGACUAAAACACCAAUAAUAGAUUAAUUAAACAAAUUGGAAGGUGUAGACUUUCAACUUUAAAGUAACUCUAUUCUGUUUCCUCGCAAUCUAUGCUGAAUUAAUGCAUUUAUAACUAAAAAUAUGUAGAGAACUACAAUUUCUUAACAGAACAGCUAACGAAUAAAGUGGCCUUCAAAGUGGAGGACAGUCCGCAGUUUUUCACAACAGCUGGUUAAAGUAGUAUAAUAGUAAUAUACCAAAUCGUUUUUCAUGUAUAUUUGUUAUUUAUGAAUUGUUACUUAUUGUAUUAGUAGAGUUGGUAUGUAUUGUUCUAAUAAGUAUUAUAUUAGUUAUACGUAUUACUUCUUACAUGGAACACCAAAAAAUUUAUUAUAGUUAAUAAUAUAAUAAUAUAUCCACACAUUGUGACAUUGUCAUUCCUGUACAUUUAUGAUACAUUUACAACUAUUACAGUGUGACCUGCGUAAUGCCUUAUAUUAUGAAUUCAAGUUAGAUGUACUUUUUUGUUUUAAAAUACAGCAUCUAUAACUGAACAAUGCAUGUUUAUUUUUGGGCAAAUGACAUAAAGUAUACAGGACAACCCUCAGCACUAUGACCCAUAAAAGACAUCCUCA
Photinus pyralis (common eastern firefly) is the source of this 5551-nucleotide messenger RNA. RefSeq names its product signal-induced proliferation-associated 1-like protein 1. The transcript is spliced from 6 exons. Gene Ontology annotation, cellular component: cytoplasm. Lineage: Eukaryota; Metazoa; Arthropoda; Insecta; Coleoptera; Lampyridae. Gene Ontology annotation, molecular function: protein binding; GTPase activator activity. Gene Ontology annotation, biological process: activation of GTPase activity; regulation of small GTPase mediated signal transduction. The coding region runs from base 240 to 4670 and encodes 1476 amino acids. The record is from RefSeq and is a predicted model, not a curated record.